Sphenostylis stenocarpa is the source of this 1092-nucleotide messenger RNA. The record is from the annotation of a GenBank genome assembly. NCBI's taxonomy places the organism in Eukaryota, Viridiplantae, Streptophyta, Magnoliopsida, Fabales, Fabaceae.
AUGGCCCACGUUACCACCUCAGUCGAGGAGGUUCUUUCGUAUGGAAGUUUAUGUUCAUGUUGGUACCUUAGCUACUCCAUUUGUGCAGGUAAAUCAAACAAUCUCACAGAUGAAGACUGUAAGGGAAAAAGUGGACUCGUUGUUAGCUUUGGUGAAAUGUUAAUAGAUCUUGUGCCAACAGUGUCUGGAGUGUCACUAGCUGAAGCACCUGCUUUCAACAAAGCUGCUGGAGGUGCUCCUGCCAAUGUGGCUGUUGGCAUCUCAAGGCUUGGAGGUUCAUCUGCUUUUAUAGGCAAGGUUGGAGCAGAUGAAUUUGGGUAUAUGUUGGUUAAUAUUUUAAAGCAGAACAAUGUUGACACAUCUGGCAUAAAGUUUGACCCUAAAGCAAAAACAGCUUUAGCUUUUGUUACACUUAGAGCUGAUGGCGAGCGUGAGUUUUUGUUUUUCCGACAUCCUAGUGCUGAUAUGCUUCUUCAAGCGUCAGAGCUUCAUACUGAUAUCAUUAAAAAGGCUAAAAUAUUCCAUUUUGGUUCCAUCAGCUUGAUUCAUGAGCCAUGCAAGUCUGCUCAUCUUGCUGCUAUGAAAAUUGCUAAAGACUCCGGUUGCAUUCUCUCAUAUGAUCCAAAUUUAAGAUUGGCACUGUGGCCCUCAGCUGAGGCUGCCCGGGAUGGCAUAAAGAGUGUAUGGGAUCAAGCUGAUGUCAUAAAGAUAAGUGAGGACGAGAUUACAUUUUUGACUGGUGGUGAUGAUCCUUAUGAUGAUAAUGUUGUAUUAAAUAAACUUUUUCACCCUAAUCUCAAGCUUUUAAUCGUUACUGAAGGGUCAGAAGGUUGUAGAUAUUACACCAAGGAAUUUAGGGGCAGGGUCGAAGGUGUCAAAGUUAAGGCUGUUGACACAACUGGUGCUGGUGAUGCAUUCGUUAGUGGGAUUAUCUAUAGCUUAGCUUGUGAUGAAAGUCUUCUUCAGAAUGAGGAACGUCUCCGAAAAGCUCUACAUUUUGCGAAUGUAUGUGGUGCCAUUACGGUAACAGAGAGAGGGGCAAUUCCUGCACUACCUACAAAAGAAGCUGUCCUGAAAUUCGCUGUAACAUAA